Molecule: messenger RNA, 1868 nt
Organism: Lotus japonicus
Lineage: Eukaryota; Viridiplantae; Streptophyta; Magnoliopsida; Fabales; Fabaceae
Product: probable sugar phosphate/phosphate translocator At3g17430
Exons: 9
Coding region: 447-1580 (377 amino acids)
Cellular component (GO): Golgi apparatus; trans-Golgi network; endosome
Molecular function (GO): antiporter activity
Source: RefSeq, a predicted model, not a curated record
AACUACCUCUCUGCCCAUUUCCUAAUACUUUCUCAUUCAUUCACCCACUCACCACUCUCUCUCUACCUUCUCUCUCUGCGUCUCUCUCUCUCUCGUUCCAUAGUUCCCAGAUUCAGGACCAACUUGCUACCCAAUCUCCUUCACCGUGGGUACCUCCUCGGAUUCUGUCUCUUUGGGGGUACCAUUUUCCCUUCUUCGCGCCACAGAUCCGAUCUACACUUCCCUUUUCUUCUCCUCCUCACUAUUUCCAUUUCUAGAGCGUUUCCCUUCAUAGCAAAUGCAAAGGUUGAAACUUUGACCCUCACAUGAAUCCUGCAACUUUUUUCAGCUUCUGGGGUUGUUGCUAAAUUAAAUUCCUCCUUAAAAAUGCUAUAAGAAGCUAAAGCUUUCUACUUUUUCAUUUUUCAUUUCGUGGGGUUGAAUUGUUGUUACACAAAAACAUCAAAAUGAUCAACAAAACGCUUUUUCUCACUUAUGUUUACUUGUUCAUCUACAUCUUGCUUUCUUCUGGAGUCAUUUUGUACAACAAGUGGGUAUUGUCUCCAAAAUACUUCAACUUUCCCCUUCCUAUAUCGCUCACCAUGAUUCAUAUGGGAUUUUCUGGGCUUGUGGCAUUUUUCCUUGUCCGGGUGUUUAAGGUUGUAACUCCUGUCAAAAUGACUUUUGAAAUAUAUGCAACUUGUGUGGUACCAAUAAGUGCUUUCUUUGCAUCAAGUCUUUGGUUUGGCAACACUGCCUACUUGCACAUCUCUGUGGCUUUUAUCCAGAUGCUCAAAGCUCUGAUGCCGGUAGCAACUUUCAUUAUGGCUAUUAUGUGCGGAACUGACAAAGCAAGGUGUGAUGUGUUCUCGAACAUGUUGCUGGUCAGUGUUGGGGUUGUCAUUUCCUCCUAUGGGGAAAUUCAUUUUAAUGUAGUUGGUACAGUUUACCAGGUCACUGGCAUCUUUGCAGAAGCUUUAAGACUGGUCUUAACACAAGUUCUUCUUCAGAAGAAAGGAUUGUCUUUAAAUCCUAUUACAAGCUUAUAUUACAUAGCUCCUUGCAGUUUUGUGUUUCUCUUUGUGCCCUGGUGCCUACUGGAGAAGCCUGUGAUGGAAGUUUCACAGAUUCAGUUCAAUUUUUGGAUCUUCUUUUCCAAUGCUUUAUGUGCUCUAGCAUUGAAUUUCUCCAUUUUCUUAGUCAUUGGUAGAACUGGUGCUGUAACCAUCCGGGUUGCCGGUGUACUUAAAGACUGGAUAUUGAUAGCUCUUUCGACAGUUAUAUUUCCAGAGUCUGCAAUAACCGGGUUGAAUAUAAUUGGUUAUGCUAUUGCACUGUGUGGAGUUGUGAUGUACAAUUACAUUAAGGUUAAAGAUGUCCGUGCCUCUCAAUUGCCCGCUGAAAGUAUUCCAGAUCGGUUGACCAAGGACUGGAAAUUCGAGAAGAAAUCGUCUGAUAUUUUUGUGCCAGAUAGCGUUAGUGAAAAUGAGGGAAGUAGUGGAGGUGAUGGUAUAGCCUCUGAUAUAAACUUUGAUGAAGAAGCACCAUUGAUUUCAUCAUCAAGGUUAUCUCAUAUUGGGCGUACGCAGCUAUCCAAGUGAAAAACCAAAAACAAGUGAUAUCAUUUUGGGAUAAGAAGUAGAGUGAGGAGUGAAAUGCAUUAUUCCUCUCAUUUUGGAAAAAUCAAACGUUCGCAGCUAAGCUGAGUGAAAUGCAUUCUAUUCCUCUCAUUCUUUUUUAGACAGUAGUAAGUUUUGUAAUGAAAUCACGUGCUUGUUCUUUGUAAUUACUAUGCUGUGUAGAAUGUAUCAUUUCUCCAGUGUUGGAGGACAAUAGAGGUCUCUUCUUGGAUUGGAAGCUCAGUUAUUUAAUUAUUUCUUAUUACAUAA